UAUCGCACGUCGGCGGGGGACGGAGAAAGCUGUAACGGCUACUCUUAUCUAGGUGGUGGAAGCGGCAGCGGAAUGGCCCGAACGAAGCAAACUGCUCGCAAGUCCACUGGCGGCAAAGCGCCUCGUAAGCAGCUAGCUAGCAAAGUUGCUCGCAAAACUGCCCCGGCCACCGGUGGCGUGAAGAAGCCACAUCGCUAUCGGCCUGGGACCGUAGCACUGCGCGAGAUCCGCCGCUUCCAGAAGUCUACCGACCUUCUGAUUCGGAAGCUGCCAUUUCAGCGCUUGGUGCGGGAAAUUGCCCAGGAUUUCAAAACCGAUCUGCGCUUCCAGACUUCCGCUGUGAUGGCACUGCAAGAGGCUUCUGAGUCGUAUCUAGUCAGUCUCUUCGAAGACACCAAUCUGUGUGCCAUCCAUGCUAAGCGUGUCACCAUCAUGCCUAAGGAUGUUCAGCUGGCACGGCGAAUUCGUGGAGAGCGUGCCUAGAUUCUUUGUGCAUGUGGCCUCAGAUACUGAAUCUAAGAGGGGAGAGGAAAAGUUUUUUCCUUCUUUACAAUUACAUUUCAGAGGUGAGUUCCAGGUGCUUGGGGAAACAUUCCUGAGAUAUGAGACUAGAAAGUUUAGCCACUAAAAAGAUUUACAUAGAUGUAAAAAGGGCAGAGGAAGAAAUUAUGAAAGAAAAAGAAGGGCGGACAUAUCCUCUUAAUUUCCAUAGAGAGAAUUAAGUUGUUUAUUUUAAUUUGUGUUUUCUUUUGUACAUCAGGUCUCUGCCUGUUGCCCCCAUACCAGCAUGAUGUGGGAUAUGUAAGAAGUAUUUGUAAAAAUGUUGCAUCAGCCGAAGCAUUCAUUAUUAAUGUCCUAUUUGUUUGCCUCAGGUUACCGGGAAGAGAAAUAAAUCCACCUUCAUGAUAAAAUAAUUGGAAACAAUCUCAAAGCUUCAGAGGGGAAAAUGUGAAGUCAUUAAGAAGAAUCGGAAAGUUCUUACAUGUCCUGGUAACUUGGUAGGUUUAACUAAAGGCAAGUUGUAGAACAGUAUGCAUAAUACGCCAUCAUUUAGAUAAAAAUAAUAGACGCUUGAAUAUGUACCUUUUAAAGAAUAUACAAGAAAUUCAAUCUCAAAAAUGGAAACUUGGAACUGAGAAAACCUUCAGCUGAGAGAGACUCAAAAUUUCAUUAUCAACCUUUUGGAAUUAAGUUUUAUACCAUUUCCAUGGUUUCUGAAAAUAAAAUUUAAAAAAAUAUUUAAGUAACAUCAGCAACAUAAAUUCUGAAACAUGUCUUAGGUCUACUAUUAUAAGGUAAGUAUCACUGGAAAUGACUGAACUCUUUCCCAGAGUAAAACCGAUCCAGGUACGUGUUUAAACAAAAGGUCAGUGUCUGCUUUUCCAGAUGUUCUUUCUUUUCCUUAUAUUUAUCAGACAACACCAUGAAUUUGCUUAAAAUAAAAAUCAACUCUCCUCUUACUGUCACCAGUGAUCUCUCAGCCAGCAGGUCUUUCUGAGUUCUUGCGGAUCAUUUCUCCUCCAUGGCACCUUUAUAAGACCUGUGCCUCAAGAGGUCACAGAAUAGCAGGCAUGAUUUGUACCAUGAGGCCCUCCUUUAACCAAGGAGGGGCCAAAAUCUGAGGUCCUCCUGCUCCCCACAUGACAUGCUGCCCAGGGUCAAGACCUGCGACUUCCUUUUUACUUCAAAGAGACUUCAUAGAACCAUCUUCUAAAC
Odocoileus virginianus texanus is the source of this 1716-nucleotide messenger RNA. The record is from RefSeq and is a predicted model, not a curated record. Lineage: Eukaryota; Metazoa; Chordata; Mammalia; Artiodactyla; Cervidae.